This is a messenger RNA of Python bivittatus (Burmese python), 1769 nucleotides long. The record is from RefSeq and is a predicted model, not a curated record. Lineage: Eukaryota; Metazoa; Chordata; Lepidosauria; Squamata; Pythonidae.
AUGGCCCCCGUCCGCCCGCCGCCCCCAACUGGAAGAGGAAAAGGCUCCCUUCCCGGCAGGGCAGAGCUCGGACUACAUUUCCCAGCAGGCCGCGGGCUGGCGCAGCCCUUCCCGCUCCGCCAAUCAGGACGCAGUCCCCGGCGGGCCGGCAGAGGGCGCUCCCGGGGCGCCUGCGAAGACGGCGAGGGACUCCAUUUCCCGCCCCUUCCCUUCCCUUCCCCUCCCCUCCCUUUGCAGACGGAGCAGAUCAAGCGGGCCAACCGGCUGUACACCAACGACUCCAUCUUCCUGAAAAAGACUCUCUCCAUCCCGGUGCCGGCCGAGCCCAAGGCUUUGUCCAACGGACUGGACUUCGAGGACGAGGACGAGGAGGAGGGCAGGGAGGCGGCGGCCGAGGCCGUCCCGCCCGACUCCGCCAAAAAGCCCAAGCCGCCCCGGAAGAACGGCACUCCGGGGGGGUCGGUCCCCAAACACGACCUCUCCGCGGCCGAUUUCCUCUUCAAGCUGGAUUCCGAGAUCCGUCGGUCCAAGCAAGCGGCGGCCAAGAAGCUGCGCGAAGGGGAGAGCGCGUGAGUGGGGGGUCUGCAGGGGCAGAAGGUUCCCGGAGGGGGCUCUCCCGCCGACGAGCGCCGAGCCGCGGUGCAGGCCCAGGCCGCUUGCAGAGGGUCCUCUUUUAGGUAGCUCGGGGCAAGCGAGCCAAGCCGCAUUGGGGGAACGAACGAUAUGAACCUUUUCUCCCCUCCGGAGGCUCCAUGUUGGAGGCAGAAGUUAUCUACAUGUGUGCGCUCGGGAGAGGGGAGGCUUACCGUAGCUUUUUAUUUAUGCUUUAUUUCGCCUAAAAAAGGGUUAAGGAGCCAAGGGCCUGAGUCAGGCUUGGAUGGGGCGCCACCAGGUGAUCCCAGGGCAGCAGGAUGUUUGGUAUGAAAGUUCAGGGACGGGUCCGUGAGCCCAGCUCAGGACCCUUUUGUUAAACCGGGCUUAUGCUCAGGGAUAAGAUGGGCCUCCGUUUGGGCCACCAGGGGGCGCCCUUGCUCUAAAGCCGCAUCUGUCAAACCCUUUCUGUGAGUUCUUGCAAAAGACCCGCGUGUUGUAACAAGAGGACGGUUGCAGACCUGCUCUUAAAACACUGGUGGGGAAAUGUUCCACCUUCCUGCCUUCCCACCCCGCCCUUGUUUGGAUUUUUCUUUAAUGACUUAUUUAAGCCCCGCUGAGCUGUGCAGCUUGGCUGGCUGGCACGAGCAGGCUAGGCGUUUGGGGGCGUUGCAGACUUGGUUUCUCUUCUGGUACGGGGGUGGGCGUGUGGGCCUCUCCGUCUGCCGCACGUUGGGAUCCAUCCACGCGGGGGGCAGGGUGGGCUGUGGGAGGAAAGAGAUCCCGGUCCAACUCUUGGGGUGGGUGGCUGGCUUACUUCGUUGUCGAGACGCCUGGAGCAUGUGUUCACUCGCGGUGCGCAUGAGCCCUUGGUGAAGGGGGGCCUCUACGCCCGUCAAGCAGAACCGGCCCAACUGAAUUCUGAAUUCUCUGCAUCUGGUCCUUGGUGGUAGAGUGCCCCUCGGCCUGGAGGUUCUGCAUCCUUGCCACCCCCGUUCAUCCCUUCCAGCUAAAGGAUUUUUUAAUUUUUUUUUUUGAAAUGCCAGCUUCUGCUUCAGCUUGCCCACCCCAAGCACAGGAAGCUGGGAUGGCAAGGUGUGGGUGCUCGCUUUCCCUGGCGCUGCACUGGAUCUUCAGGGGAAAAUGCGACAUGGGUGUAAUUUCUCUCUCUCUCUCUC